GACCUAUCCACAAGUGCUAUGGAAUGCCUAAGCCUUGCCGCUAUAAGUAUUGGGGAUGCUAUUGUCCCUCCCGUGAUGCGGUUUUUUGAGGUUAACAUCAUAGCGCCUGAUUGGCAAAGUCGCAAGGCAGCUACGUUUGCAUUAGGUUAUAUCCUAGAAGGUCCCUGUCUUAAGAAACUUGCUCCCGUGAUCAACCCGUUGCUUGACAUGAUGAAAGACCCAAACAUGCACGUAAGAGGCACUACCGCGUGGACCCUACAACGGUUGUUUGAGCUUCGGCAUUCUCAAGCUAGUCCAAAUAGAAUCAUUACAAAUGCAAACCUUCCUCGGAUCGUGGCUGUGUUGAUAGAGAGUAGCAAAGAUGUCUCGGAAGUGUCCGAGAAAGUAUCUGGAGCUAUAUAUUUUCUUGCUCGAGGUUAUGGAGAAGAUACAAAAUCAAAGUCAAAGCCAAACUCGCCCGAGCUUUCACCUUAUGUUAGGCCUGUUAUUGACGCUCUCCUUUCUGCUACGGAACCUACCCCUUUCGGGCUUCCAGCAUGUGCAUCUGCUUAUGAAGCAUUGACUGAGAUUGUAAGAGUCAGCAACACAAGAGAAUUUGAAGCUUCCCUAGCUAUUAGAACGUUAAUGCCUAGUAUCAUGAGAAGAUUGAAUAUGGUGCUCAAUCAUGAUGGUGUAGUAAUUUCAUCAGGUGACAAGAUGAAUCGUGGCCUUCUUGAGGUUUUGUUGUGUGGUCUAGUUCAACUCAUAAUCGAGAAGAUGGGCAGCUGGGAUAUAAUCGAACGAUCUGCACUUAGGGACUCUGCUCAAUGUGUAUUGCUGCUAUUGUGUCGCGCCUUAACAAGCGAUAGUUCUAGUGCACGUGAUAAAGCAGCCCUUGCCAUUGGUGCUCUUGCUCAUUCCAUCGGUCCAGAUUUUGGGGAACACAUGCCUAUGCUCUUGCAGUAUUUUACUGUGAAGCGGCUCUCUCCAACUUAUUUAGAGGUGAUGUGUGAUAUUUGCCAUGUCUUGGGAGAUAAAGUGGCGGUGACAUGUUGUGAUCAAAUUAUGGACGUUCUUUACAAAGGCAUGUCAGAUGUCGCUCUUAUACAUUCAAUUAUGGCAUGCUUUGGAGAGAUU
This is a messenger RNA of Triticum dicoccoides, 1116 nucleotides long. RefSeq names its product importin subunit beta-1-like. The record is from RefSeq and is a predicted model, not a curated record. The transcript has a single exon. The annotation marks the transcript as partial. Gene Ontology annotation, biological process: protein import into nucleus. NCBI's taxonomy places the organism in Eukaryota, Viridiplantae, Streptophyta, Magnoliopsida, Poales, Poaceae.